CACUGUCACCCCGCUGCCAGGCCCUGCCUGUCACCUCCCGCCUCCUCCAUCAUGAUGACGUCCCCGAGGCCGUGGCGCGUGCUGGUGGCCGUGGCCCUCUGCGCCCUGCUGUUCCUGGGCACGCUGGCGGCUGCGUACCCCCCCAAGCCCGAAAGCCCCGGGGACGACGCCUCCCCCGAGGAGAUGGCCAAGUACUUCUCGGCCCUUCGCCACUACAUCAACCUGGUGACGCGGCAGAGGUACGGCAAACGCGCCAGCCCUGAGUCCCUGGUGUCGGAGCUGCUCCUCGGGGCCAGCAGUGGCAGGUCACGGUACGACGAUGACUCCGCGUGGUGACCGACCCCCCCAGCCCCCCCGUCCCCCAAAUCCUCCCCGUCUCUCCGCAUCUCCCUAAAGGACCCGGGGCUCCACCGCAGGGUGGGUCCCAGCACCCGGGGCCAGCGUGGGCCCCCCCGCCGGGAGGGCCGGGGACCCCCAGAACCUGGCCCGGGGGUGUCCCGCUGGGGGGGGGCCCUGACCCCGUCUCCUCCCCACCGCUGUCAGGGGGGUCCCGCAUGGUCCCCCAGCGGCAAUAAAGAGUGCGA
Molecule: messenger RNA, 584 nt
Organism: Harpia harpyja (harpy eagle)
Lineage: Eukaryota; Metazoa; Chordata; Aves; Accipitriformes; Accipitridae
Product: peptide YY-like
Exons: 4
Coding region: 52-336 (94 amino acids)
Biological process (GO): feeding behavior; neuropeptide signaling pathway
Cellular component (GO): extracellular region
Molecular function (GO): neuropeptide Y receptor binding; neuropeptide hormone activity
Source: RefSeq, a predicted model, not a curated record